AUGCCAAGCACGAGCCUUCCAGCAGACAAGAAAGACACGUCCUCUGCGCGUCGGCUUAGCCUUCCACGACGAUCGACCCCCGAAUCGAAAAGGUCGCCUACCAAAGAACCCACGUUAGCUUUGCCAAGUCCUCGUCAUGGACUGACCCUCGACUCCCCUACGUCUGGAGGAAAUGCGCGCGUCGCAAUGUCGAAUGCGUCCAAGGAGCAGUCUCAACAGUCUCUGACUGACCGCUCCGCAGCGCAACUCAAUCGUUCUGCCGCAACCGUUGCGAUUUCUGGUGUUGUUAGUUCAGAUACUAACCAAAGGCGCAUUGAGAGCGCGUCUCACGUCAACGAUGACGUUACAGGAGGGACAGGCGACCAGGAAGAAAAAAGCAAAAAUGACGAGAGUGCGGGGACCAACAACACGCCGCCUCCCCUUUCCGAAUCCCAGAUACAGCUAAAUAGGUACCGAGAGCGAUUGGCACGCGACUUGGAGCGUCGCGAGAUGGCGACCAGAGGCCUCAUGGCAACGCCUCCCGAGAAGGUCCGCGUGUCUCCAAUACUAGAGGAGAGCGGCAACUCACCUCAGACGACCCACGCUUCGGUCCCCCCAAUGGCAACGACAUCAUCCGGCCUGACAACGACGUCCACCGAGUCGGGCAACACCAUUCGCGGUGGAAUAACGCCCGGUUUUAUGGCGGGCACUCCAUCCUACCCUUUUCCACGGAUGGCUACGCCCAGAUAUGGACCCACGUCACUGAGCCAACCGUUCGGGAACAUGUCACCCACCGCCGCCGCCUUCAUGUCGCAAACCAUGUCGUUCGAGGGCUUCGGGGCCGCCCAAGACAAGGUACUCUCCGGCUCGUCAACUCCCGCUUCAGCGCUUACUUUUCUUCCUGCUGGGGCCACCGGUCAAUUGGAUGGCGAUUUUCCCAGCCCUAACUUGUAUGACUUAUCACUAAUGCUCAGCGCCGAGCCGGGACUGGAUGCGUGGUGGAACACAGUGGUUCAAAUCAUGAGAGACGUGUAUAAGGCCGAAAGAGUGACACUUGCAGUGCCGGCUGAUUCAACUGACAUUGAGAAUGUGCCGUGGGGUCAGAAGGCAACUUACAACGAACACCAGGAGGAUGACCUAAGUCUUGGUUACAUGGCUCGGGGUAGCAGCCUCAUCCCAAGCAGUGCAGGUGAUGUUGGUGCUGAGGAAACCUCACUACCUGAGGACACCCACCGGCCUAGAUUGCUUCCACGUCCUAGCCUCCAAACCCGGCAUUCCUUCACCACGUAUGAGGACAACAGAGAACGAAAAGUAGCCAGCGAAAGGCUCUUGCCGUCGCGCCGCCCGACUCAGCUUGGCAGGAGUAAGAGCUACUUCCCACCUGGUCAGGCUUCGGAAGAGGAAGGCCAUGAGCCACCGUGCCCGCCGUUAAACAAGUCAGCAUUGGCUGAGCAUGAUGCUGAAGAGCAAAAUGUACCGAGCUGGGAAGUUCCUCUCGUUGCAAACCCCGACAUUGAAGGUCGGGUACUCCCUGUACUACAGGCGUUGGAUUACGAAGCCGAUCCUCUUAUCGACCACAGUGGUGUGAUGCGUGUUCUUGAACGUGGCAAAGUAAUUGCGUUGACAAGAAGUUACCCAUACCUACAAAACUUACCAGAAGAGCCGGCUAGCAAGUCUAAAACGGCAAGCAAACCGAGCUCGACAGAAACGGCGAAGAAGAAGUUGAAAAAAUCAAGGGUUGAGUCUAGCUCCAAACUGUCGACUAUCCUUGGAGGAUCGAAUCCUCCUCGGAGCUUAGACAGGCCUAAGCCUUCCAGUAUGAUCUCGCGACUUGACGAUGACGAGCCACGACCACCGACACCCAAGUACGAAGAGUUCGAGCAAGCUCCGCCUUCGCCAUGGUCUCAGUCCCCUGCCCCGUCCCCGGCUGUCCGAGCCGACCCCACAGAGAAUCCCUUUUUCACGGAUGCCAUGGUUGACGAAGACUCCUUUAACCCUGGGUCCGCCCCUGCUGACUAUGCUGGAAUGCGACCACCGGAGGCCAUCGGUGUCGACAACUCGUGGACCGUCCUCCAUAUCCCAUUGACUCAUUUGCUCCUGUCAAAGCCCGUUCACCCUUUUAAACUUGACACUACAAUAUUGGAGCAGAAGACUCACAAUCGCAACAAGAGUGAAGCUCAAGAGCCUUCAGCUGAAAAUGAUGGAUCUGGUUCAUCGUGGCAGCGGAAGGAUAAGCCGGCGCCCAUCGCUAUCCUCUCGAUACUAAGCCCCAUCAUUCCUUACCCCUCAAAUCUUCGCCAUUCAUUGGAAUAUCUCGCCCCGCACCUGGCAACCUCUUUCUCUCUCUGCCGUCACUACACGAACCUGGAGACAGAGCUUGCUGGACUUAAUCGCCGUAGACCUCAAACUGCUGGGUUUGGCGCCAUUGCAGCUGAUGGACGCCCCCUGGCCGACCCUGCUAGUAUCGGCAACCUAAGCUACAUUCCGUCUGAUGAUGUAGCUGCUCAACGUUCGCUGGCAGGCAGCAUCACAAGCCCGAGUGAUUAUUCUGGCGUUUCCAAGAGUGCCACUGGUUCCCCAAUCGGCACACCCAGUUGGGAUCAGAGCUCUUUACAGCAGAUUUUGGACAAGAGAGGCCCAGUGUCCAGCCCAGCCCAGACUGGAGGUGACAGUUACUUCAGUACCAAGCAAAAGACGGCUUCAUCAAAAGCAGAGGCUUCUGUGCCAAGUUCUCAGAAGAUAAGACGCAGUUCAAAGGAAAACUCCCCUGCUGAGAAGAGACAAGCCCGUCUUUCUGUUGGAUAUAGAACCCCAGCACCGGAGCCUUCUCCAACUCCUGGGCCAGAGGAAAGUGAUGAACUUGUAGAGAGGGCCGCAGACAGCCGAGUCUCGACGCCAGGUGGUGUCAAGCGAGUACUCUCCAACGAGCUCAAGAACUAUCUCGAUGAGAUCGCAGUGCUCGAACCUCGAAUGAAACCCGUCGAGCACAAGGGCUCAGAUUAUAACCACCAUACACUCCUGCACUCAUACGGCGCUGACUUCGCCACGAGCUUUCAGUCGCUGCCGCCGAGUUCAAGUGUCGUCAGCAAGCCGGUGCCCUAUACAGCAUCAUCUAGAGCUGGCUCCAUUGCCGUCGGCCCAGUCGACAUGCCACCCCCUUCCGACCGCUUAAAGGGACUCAUUCUCGACUCACUUCCUGCACAUGUCUUCGUCUCUCUGCCUCAGACUGGGGAGAUAGUCUGGGUCAACAGUCGCUACUUGACGUACCGUGGGCAGACAGUGGCCGACCUUGCCGCUGACCCAUGGGGCAGUAUCCACCCCGAUGACAGGGACGAGUAUCUUAAGGCAUGGAGCCACUCUCUGCGGACAGGCGAGCAGUUCUCGAGAACAGUUCGUAUAAAGCGAUUCGAUGGAGCCUAUCGAUGGUUUUACGCCCGCGCUGUCGCAUCUCGUGAUAAACGAGGGGUCAUGAUGCAAUUCCUCGGUUCGUACAUGGACAUCCAUGAUCAGCAUAUAGCAGAGCUCAAAGCUGCCCGACAAGAGGAAAUUGAGGCAUCCGAGGCGAAGCACAGACUACUGGCCAACCUUAUCCCUCAAAUUAUAUUCACCGCUACCGAAGAUGAAGGCAUCACUUUUGCCAACGAACAAUGGUUGUCCUAUACUGGUCAGAGCUUCGAGGAUUCACUCGGCCUUGGAUUUAUGGACUUUGUACAUCCCGAUGAUCUGGCAAAAUGUCACAUACCUACAGACAGACCGCCAACUCCUCUACCUGCCAGAUUUGAUCGAAAGGCACACAUGGAUUCUUCAUUGUUCGAGGCUGCCGCGACCAACACGGCUCAGUCAAAGGCUCAGAGUCUUCUAGAAACCAACCUAAGGGGCAUACAUCAAGCUCUAUCACGAAAUAACAGUUCAAGCAGCAGCUCAGUCUACGAGAUGCCCACGGCGGACCUUACGGAGUUGGCAAGGAAGGGCAUCAUCAAAGUUACUACCGAUAGCAACGGUCGACUUUCCUACACGACGGAAGUCCGCUUAAGGUCUAAGAACGGUGAAUAUAGGUGGCACUUGAUCCGGUGCGUUGAGAUUGACAACAUCGACUUCGGUAACGGAGCCAGUUCAUACUUCGGCUCUGCAACGGAUAUCAAUGACCACAAGCUAUUGGAAGCGAAGUUGAAAGAAGCCAUGGAGUCGAAGAGCAGGUUCCUGAGUAACAUGUCUCAUGAGAUUCGAACACCACUCAUCGGCAUUUCUGGCAUGGUCAGUUUCCUGCAAGACACUACGUUGAACGAAGAGCAGCGUGACUACACGAACACUAUCCAAACAAGCGCCAACAGUCUUCUCAUGAUCAUCAACGACAUCCUCGACUUGUCUAAGGUUGAUGCGGGCAUGAUGAAAUUAAAGUAUGAAUGGUUCCACACGCGCUCUCUGAUCGAAGACGUCAAUGAGCUGGUGUCCACUAUGGCGAUCGCCAAGAGACUUGAGUUGAACUAUAUUGUGGAAGAGGAUGUACCUGCCUGGGUCAAGGGCGACAGAGUUCGAAUCCGUCAAGUCCUCCUUAAUGUCAUCGGCAACGCGAUCAAGUUUACCGCCGAGGGUGAGGUAUUCAGCCGUUGUAGGAUUUUCACUGCUGAUAAAUCUGCAACUGAUCAACACGAGAUCAUGCUCGAGUUUGCCGUCAUUGACACUGGCCGCGGUUUCACAAAGGAAGAGGCUGACCUGAUCUUCAAGCCAUUCAGUCAGAUUGACGGAAGCAGCACUAGGCAACAUGGAGGAAGCGGCCUUGGCUUAGUGAUUUCAAGGCAGUUGGUAGAGCUUCAUGGAGGCAAGAUGGAGGGUACCGCAGUUCCUGGCAAAGGCUCAACCUUCACUUUCACUGCAAAGUUUGCUCUACCAACCCAGUCCGACCAUCCCGAUCUCCCUAUCAGCCCAAAGGCCCUUCAGCCCAACCUUCCAUCUCCUGAGGAGGUUGCGGUGCUUCGGCCCGGUGGAAAAACUCAACAAUUAACAAAGGCUGUAUCAACAACGAGCCCCAGCACUGAUCCUGAGUUUGUUUCGCCUGCUCUGGCUUCUAGCGGCAGUUCAGAUCCUUCGGUACACUCCAGUGUUUCCCAUGUCACUGAGCGUACCUCGGUCUCCUCGGUAAAUGUUGGUCUUGUCCACUUUAGCGAAGCCGCCAGAGCUAGCGGUCAGGACUUGUCACAGAUGAAGCUGGAGCUACCUUCCAGCGAGUCAUCUCCCGACACGACUCCCACACCGGAGGCGUCCAAACCUGGACAAGUUGAGGAUUUCAGGCCUCCGAUGUACUCGAUUCUAAUUAUUUGCCCGCAAACUCACAGUCGCGAGGCCACUGCGCAACAUAUCGAGAUGACAUUACCAAAGGACGUGCCUCAUCAAAUUACAGCUCUUGAUUCAGUUGAUAAAGCACAAAGAUUGCUAGGAGGAGACGAUUCUGUCAACUUCACCCAUAUCGUACUGAAUCUUCCUUCGCCCGAGGAAAUUAUCGGCUUAAUGGAACGUAUAACCAAAUCAGCGACGAUCAGCAAUACUACAAUUCUUAUUCUCACCGAUUCGGUUCAGCGGCAGGCUGUAUUGAAAUUGGCCACCGACACAAAAUACGAGCAACUAGUUUCUGACAACCUGGUCACGUUCAUCUACAAGCCGGUCAAGCCGUCGAGGUUUGCCGUCAUCUUCGAUCCCGAGAAGGUUCGCGACCUGAGCAUAGAUCGGAAUCGCUCUACAGCCCAGAGGAUGGUGGAAACUCAAAAGGCCAGCUACCAAGAAAUCGAAAAGCGCAUGGGCAAUAAAGGGUAUAAGGUACUUUUGGUUGAAGACAAUCCGGUCAACCAAAAGGUUCUGAAAAAGUACUUGAAGAAGGUUGGCGUGGAGGUUGAGGUGGCGACAGACGGCGCUGAGUGCACUGAUAUGGUCUUCUCCCGCUCUCACAGCUACUACUCCCUGAUACUGUGCGACUUGCAUAUGCCGCGCAAGGACGGUUAUCAAGCCUGCCGUGAAAUUCGACAAUGGGAGAAGGAAAACGGGUUCAAAAAGAUGCCAAUCAUUGCACUUUCCGCCAACGUCAUGUCUGAUGUUCAGGACAAGUGUAUCUCAGCCGGAUUCAGUGACUACGUUACGAAACCCGUUGAUUUCAUCGACCUCAGCAGGGCUAUGUCCAAGUUCUUCUGA
Messenger RNA from Colletotrichum truncatum, 6159 nucleotides. Its product is annotated as histidine kinase hhk2p. Gene Ontology annotation, biological process: phosphorelay signal transduction system; protein autophosphorylation. NCBI's taxonomy places the organism in Eukaryota, Fungi, Ascomycota, Sordariomycetes, Glomerellales, Glomerellaceae. Gene Ontology annotation, molecular function: phosphorelay sensor kinase activity; histidine phosphotransfer kinase activity; protein binding. Gene Ontology annotation, cellular component: plasma membrane. The record is from RefSeq and is a predicted model, not a curated record.